GCCGACAUCCAAUGCUCAACUUCUCGAAUCAUUUUGGAACUCCACCCCUGUCGGGACGUCUACAAGGCAGUGACGGGUGAAGGCAACUGACGACAACUACCACAGCAACAUCAUAACCACCAGCCACGUGACAGAGCCAGGACGACCGAGCGACUGCACCACCUCCAUCAUCUGCCCUCCACUGCCAGCAGCACGAUCUUAUGCAAACUUCGUCGUCUACACAGCAGUCCACCGAUGGCGAUGACCGAGGCCGCGCGAUUGUCCAAACCCUGUCGGUAGUACUUGAAGGCAUGGUCCAUCCCGCAGACUCGAUUCCCGUGGGGUACCUACGACGAACAAAAUUUGAAGCGUUUCGGGCGCCACAAAUCUCCAUCCUCGACUACCUCGUCAGGAUUCACACAUAUGCCUCAUGCAGCCCCGAAUGCUUUGUCCUGGCGCUGGUGUACAUCGACCGACUGCAUCAGAUGCAAGGCUUCGUCAUGACCGACCUGAAUGUCCAUCGCGUGAUCAUCACGAGCAUCGUCCUUGCCGCCAAGUUUUUCGACGACCACUACUUCAACAAUGCGUAUUAUGCCAAAGUCGGAGGCGUCCCGUGCACGGAAAUGAACGAGCUGGAAGUGGAGUUCCUCCUCUUGACCAACUUCACCCUGCACGUGUCCACCGACACGUACACACGGUACUACAACGAGCUGGCCAACCACUACAUGUUCUCGGCCCAAGGCAGCGCGGACAUCAAACACUUUGUCAAGCCCGACGCCAGCGGACUGCUCGUGUACGUGACCGAAGACGUGAGUGCGAUCCUGGACCAGGACAUGUGCGGCGAUGGCGCCGUGGCGUCGACCGCCAGCUGUUCGAGUCUCGGGUCGAGUGUCGGGUCGAGCUCUGGCGGAAGUAGCUUUGGCGGCAGGACAAACUGCAAAAAGCGGUCAAGGUCGACCACGUCGGGCCAAAAGCGGCGGAGUGUCGUGGCCCCGUUAGGUGUGAAUGCGUGACGUCGUGCCGCCGCCGUAUUCCUUUGUACCAAUAAGUAGUCAAUAAUAAUAGUCCCAUAGAGUAGAUGAUUGCACUUUGCCCUCGUACCUACCUACUGUACCUAAUCACACAAUAUAACCAAAUACCAAC
This is a messenger RNA of Aphanomyces astaci, 1122 nucleotides long. RefSeq lists its product as hypothetical. NCBI's taxonomy places the organism in Eukaryota, Oomycota, Saprolegniomycetes, Saprolegniales, Verrucalvaceae. Gene Ontology annotation, molecular function: protein kinase binding. Gene Ontology annotation, biological process: regulation of cyclin-dependent protein serine/threonine kinase activity. Bases 201 to 992 code for a protein of 263 amino acids. The transcript has a single exon. The record is from RefSeq and is a predicted model, not a curated record.